AGAGCUCAAGAUGCAAGCAGUACAAUCGCCCUGCUUUAGAUAGUCUUACGAACGCCGCGGAAUCUCAUGGAGGAUCAUGCCGAGAUUCGACAUCACCUGGAGGUAGUAUUCGAGGCCGACAGUGGCCAUCGUCGAAAAUCCUCGUUUGUCUCUCCUGAUACCCCGCGCCUUGCUCGUCGACAUGAGACACAGACAUCAGACCAAGCGGCUUGUUUCGUGCAUUCUCUGCUGGGACAGCCUCGAGGGGUACAGCUAGACCAUAUCGAUGAGCAUGGCAAGGCUGUCACUCCGCCUGUUGGCCAACAGCCCGGAGACGGUGGCAAAAGCCCUUCUGGACCGUCACGGCUUCUGACAAAGAGAGAGCUCUCUGAUAUGGCGUGGAACGUGCGUGCGUUGUCAAAGAAACUGGGCAGUUUGAAGCUGAAACUCAACGUCCAUAGCAUAUUCAUCUUGACGAAGCCGCAGGACCAGAGUUUGGCUCGAUUGACGAAGGAGGUUACGGGCUGGCUCCUCGGGCCUGACCAGAGAAUACCAUUUACAGUCUACGUGGAGAAGAGGCUGGAGAAUGAUAAGCAAUUUGACGCACAAAGCAUAUACACUCAGGAGCCGUCCGCGAAGCAGAGACUGAAGUAUUGGGAUAACUGUCUCAUCGAGGAUCAUCACCAUCUUGUCGAUUUCGUUAUCACACUUGGUGGCGAUGGGACCGUCUUGUACGCGAGCUGGCUCUUCCAACGUGUAGUGCCGCCAGUCCUAUCCUUCUCUCUGGGAUCCCUAGGCUUUUUGACGAAAUUCGAUUUUGAUGACUACAAGGAAACCCUGCAACGGGCCUUUACUGAAGGAGUCACUGUCAGCUUACGGCUACGGUUUGAAUGUACUGUAAUGCGGAGCAGGCAGAGAUCAUCCGGCCAACCUCAGAUAGAAAGGGAUCUGGCUGAAGAGCUGAUCGGUGAAGAGUCAGAUGAUAAUGUUACCCAUUCUCCGGAUAAGAUGUUUCAAAUUCUGAAUGAGAUUGUUGUUGACCGUGGACCGAAUCCAACAAUGUCGUCCCUUGAGAUAUUCGGAGACGAUGAACACUUUACAUCCGUUCAGGCCGAUGGAAUCUGCGUUGCUACUCCCACGGGCUCUACAGCAUAUAACCUUGCCGCUGGCGGCUCUUUAUCUCAUCCCGAAAAUCCCGUUAUUCUUCUUACAGCAAUUUGUGCUCAUACUCUCAAUUUCCGCCCAAUUAUACUUCCAGAUACUAUAGUACUCCGUAUAGGGGUUCCAUAUGGCGCCCGGACGAGUUCAUGGGCGAGUUUUGAUGGCCGUGAAAGAAUUGAGCUACAUCCCGGAGAUUAUGUUACAAUAUCUGCAUCCAGGUUCCCAUUUGCCAAUGUGAUACCCUCUGGCCAUCGCAGCUAUGAAUGGAUACAAAACAUUUCUCGCACGUUGAACUGGAAUAGCAGGUAUAGGCAACAGAAGCCGUACGAAAGUAAGUACCUUGACCAGGUUCACGCUCCUUAG
This is a messenger RNA of Microsporum canis CBS 113480, 1503 nucleotides long. RefSeq names its product NAD kinase/ATP NAD kinase. Bases 67 to 1503 code for a protein of 478 amino acids. Lineage: Eukaryota; Fungi; Ascomycota; Eurotiomycetes; Onygenales; Arthrodermataceae. The transcript is spliced from 4 exons. The record is from RefSeq and is a predicted model, not a curated record. Gene Ontology annotation, biological process: NADP+ biosynthetic process; NAD+ metabolic process. Gene Ontology annotation, molecular function: NAD+ kinase activity.